Aspergillus bombycis is the source of this 1254-nucleotide messenger RNA. Its product is annotated as C-14 sterol reductase. The record is from RefSeq and is a predicted model, not a curated record. Gene Ontology annotation, cellular component: endoplasmic reticulum membrane. Gene Ontology annotation, molecular function: 7-dehydrocholesterol reductase activity. NCBI's taxonomy places the organism in Eukaryota, Fungi, Ascomycota, Eurotiomycetes, Eurotiales, Aspergillaceae. Gene Ontology annotation, biological process: cholesterol biosynthetic process; brassinosteroid biosynthetic process. The coding region runs from base 1 to 1254 and encodes 417 amino acids. The transcript is spliced from 3 exons.
AUGCUCCAUGAUCGAGCAUCAUCCGCUACAAGCAUCAACGGCAAGCCGCAUAUUUAUUUGAAAGCCGAUGGAAAGCGGCAAAAGUCGGCAAACAGCUUUUGGGGUCGUCGCAGUCAUGUUUCUGCAUUUUCUGGCCUCCUAAGUUUGCUUUUCGCCAUUGGCACGUUUCUUUUCGUGCAGUUUCUGCGUAUCUGCCUCGAGCAUUUCGACGGCUCUCUACGGCAGGCCUUGCUUGAGCUACUGGUAUACUCAUCACCGAUAGCCCUUUUUCGACGCUAUCUUCCUGAAAUAUCCCAUGGCCAUGUGAUGGCGUAUGCGAGCUGGAUACUUUCUCAGGGGCUGUUGUACUCCCUUCUUCCAGGGAAGACCGUCUAUGGGCCACCAACACCGGGCGGGAAUUCGUUGCCCUACCGAAUGAACGGCCUAUGGUCGUGGUGUAUCACAGUUGGUACAGUCUUUCUGGCCGCUUGUGUAGGAGGUGUUGAGGUAGUUGCAAGCUUAGCCCAAAAUUGGGCAGGAGUGUUAGCGGCAGCGAACAUUUAUGGACUAGUAUUGCCAGCUCUGGCUGUGGCGAAGGGUCAUAUAUGGCCGAGCUUUAAGACCGAUCGACGACUUAGUGGCUCGAUCUUUCACGAUUUUCUGGUUGGGGUUGAACUGAAUCCCCGACUGGGUCGGCACUGGGAUCUGAAGAUGUUUCAAGUUGGCCGUCUAGGAAUGAACUCCUGGGUAGUGAUCGACCUAUCUUUCAUGGCCCAACAAUACCUCCGUUAUGGCACAAUCUCUAACUCAAUAUUAAUUGUGAUCAUUCUCCAUGCCGUAUACGUCGUCGACUUUUUCAUCAACGAGGACUGGCAAGUCCCUCUUAUACCCUGCACUGAUUGUACCAAAGUUCUAACAUACAUGUCCAGGUACCUUACAACCAUAGAUAUUGCCCAUGACCACUUCGGCUUCACCCUCGCCUGGGGCUCUGCCGUUUGGUUACCCAUGGUCUAUACCGCACAGGCCCAAUACUUGGCCUUACAUCCGGUUGGCCUCUCUUCAUUCACAUUCAGCGCGAUCCUUGCAACAGGUAUGCUGAGCUAUGUGCUAUUUCGUCUCGCCAACCACCAGAAACAUCAUUUCCGACAAACGAGGGGCAAUUGUCAGAUUGCCGGCAGCACGCCUCGCGUUAUCAGGGCUCAGUAUACUACAGCAAAGGGGAAAGUCCACGAGACACUUUUGCUGUAUUCUGGUAUGCAUAGUUCCUCUCCCUGA